This is a messenger RNA of Ostrea edulis (European flat oyster), 3954 nucleotides long. RefSeq lists its product as uncharacterized. The transcript has 2 exons. Lineage: Eukaryota; Metazoa; Mollusca; Bivalvia; Ostreida; Ostreidae. Bases 1326 to 2969 code for a protein of 547 amino acids. Gene Ontology annotation, molecular function: zinc ion binding. The record is from RefSeq and is a predicted model, not a curated record.
CAUUUAUAUCUCUUAUUGAACUAAAUCCUAUAUACAUAUGCAAAGGACAAUCCAGUCGGACAAAGUCGUUAAGGUGUAUAUAUGAGGAUAUAAAAUCGCAUUUCAAAGAAUAUCUCAUCUCCUAGUCGUACAUUGAUCCCAAACAGAUUUACGAAUCUGAACAAAACCCCUUUCUUUAACAAUUUUAAACACCAUUCCGUUUUGUAUCAGUAAAACAGAUUAUUCGGACUUUAACCAAGAAUCGAUACGCGGAUAUUGGAAGUAAACGCAAGAUCCAGCUGGGAGCAUGACGAUAACUUCGGAGGUUUUUUAAUGAAAUGUCUUUACUGACUAAUAUUGUUCCCAGCGGAUAAGAUUGAGCUGUUCAAUUUACCAAUGGUGAUUUCGAACUUUAUUUUCCCUCCUCUGAAACCUUUGAUUUGAUGCGCUCUCCAAGGAAGAAAAAUUAUGUCCCUUGAUUUUGAUCUCGAUCUAUUUGAUUUUGUCAUUAAACUUUUGACUGCAAAACUGGAUAUUUGAAAUCUUUCACGCCGGGUGUUAUCCUAUGUUGUUCACAUUGGUUGUCUAUUUCUACAGGAUAUAUGGAGCAAAGUACCACCCGAGGACUUCUCAUAUUGAGCAGGUUAUUGCCAUGUGCUCUGCCGCAAUCAGUCAACGUCACACACCCUAGUCUCGCCUAAAUCUCUUGAACGAGCCACAGUCUGUCCUCAGAAGGCCAAACCCGACAUAUCCUCCAUGAUUCCACCCCAAAUCCUAUCUCAAGACUUCCUCAUCAUAAUUCCGGAUUAACUCAGUCGAUUAGAAUGAGGAAAGCAAUAUCAUAUGCCAAUAUCUAUUUAUAAGUGUUCAAGUGUAUUUUUAUAUCAUAAUAAGGAAGAUCCAAAAUAACUAGCUCGGUAGUAUACGCCAAUUGGACUAUGUACAAGAUUUCAUGGACAAUCAUAUAUAAGCAACAAGCCAUGUUUGUUUACUGCGAUUUUUGCACGAAUGAGAGAUUACGGAUUCAAACGUGCAUCAGUGUUCCUAUCAGCGGCAGACUUUGUCCGUUUGUUUAUCUAGGGAGUCAGUAAGAAGAUAAAAAGAAGACGGCGACAGAUACGACCAGCGACAUCUCCAGCACUACACCUAAACAACCGAUAGAUGGAUGACCUCUAAUUCACCGUCGUAUUUACGCUUCUAGCAUCCAGUGUAUUUAAUGGUGAAAUUAGACAUUUCUUCUUUCGGAUAAUUAAGCGCUGUAAUUGAGUUUUCCAUGUUAGGAAGACAGGUUUCAUUCAGCUUUAGGCUUAAAUCAUCACAAUUGUAACGUUUACUGACAAGUCAAAAUGUCGGCUGAAUACAGUAUAAAAUCCGAAACCACCUCCUGUAAGGACUUAAACGAUAUUUCCAGGAUUCACGAGAGCGCCUUUGAGACUUGCAGUGGACUAUGUAACAGUACCCAUCUGAAUAAUACCGUCUGCACAGACCAUUGUAAGGUUGUCCACUCAUCAAACAAGGACGAAAGCGAGGCUCGGUGUUCGCUUCACAAGGAACAACCCAUCAUUGCAUUUUGUAGCAACUGUGAAAUACUGGCUUGUGAUAUUUGUUGGAAAGAGCAACACUGCAACCAUGAACAAGCAGACUUAAAGAGAGUAGCCUAUGAACUCCGAAUUCAGCUAGCACAGAAAGUAAAUUAUGUGCGCAAGUCCAUUAUUCCCCAAUUGACCAAGACUUCCGAGGAUAUCCGAAUAAAUCUAGAAGAUUACAUGAAGCAUGACGCCUAUUUGCGUCUAGAAAUUACUGAUAGAACGAAACAUCUAAUGUCACAACUUGAAAUGACGGGUGAGGCUAUCCUGAAAAAUUUGCAAGAGCGAGAAAAUGACGACAUUAUUUUGUUGGAAUCUUCUGCCUCUGCAGUGAGAGAAGAACUGGAGCAUGCUUACGCACUACUUUCUGCUUGUGAUAACGAGAUUAAAGGAGAGCACGACAGACUUUUCAUACAGUUCUCCAAAGAAGUUAACCAUAAGUUUGCUAAUAUGAACAGUUGGAAGCCUUUUAAGCCAAUUCGUCCUCCGACAUUUGUGUCAACUGCUGUAGACAGAAAUUCCAUAGAAACACUUUACGGAUACCUGCAGCAGGACAACGAUAUUGUUCCUAUGGAGAUGGGAAAAAAUCCCAAAAAUACGACUCACGCUUCCGAUCACGUCAGAGUAGUUAUAGGCAAAGUGUCGACCUUGACACUCACAAACAACGACGCAGCAUAUUGCAUUCGGACGUUACCCGACGGACACGCAUGGGUUGGCACAGGAGCGCAAUCGGUACGUCUAGUGAACAACAAAGGUGAAGUACUGGAUGAAGUGUUCUUAGAUUUCUACCCAUAUAACCUGACAAUCCUGAAUGACUUGUUACUUCUAUCUAAUGGGCAGUCAAUAAAUGCAAUCAACAAUGGUGAAAUGUCGGACUUUUACAAUGCUGCACCGUUUUACGCGCAAGGAAUAUGCAGAACGAAGAAAAACGACAUUCUUGUGUGCUUGGCAAAACGAGACGAAGGAAAAAUUCUUCGUUUAGAUAGCUCGGGAAACACUCUGCAAAAAAUUCAAUUUGAUGAUGACGGAAAAGCUCUUUAUAAAAGCCCUACGAAGGUCUCUGAAAGUCCGUGUAAUGGCGAUAUUUGCGUGGCGGAUUCAGCUGAAAACAGCGUCAUUGUUGUGGACGAAACCGGAAGUAUACGUUUCACGUAUCGCGGAUUAGAAGGCGAUACAUUUUCGCCAUUCUACGUCACUUAUGAUUCCUACGGAAACAUUCUGAUUGGCGAUAACAGCCACUUCCGGAUUCAUCUCGUUGAUAAAGAUGGCGUCUUCCUGCAGUAUCUACUGACGCUAGAGGACGGACUUUAUUCACCCUGGGGUCUGGACGUGGAUGAAAACAAUAAUCUUUGGGUCGGAACCCUGUCUAGUAAAAUCUGGAUCGUGGAAUAUAUCGGCGACUAGGAUCAAAAGCAAAACCUGGAUUGUGGAAUAUACAUUGUACAUGUAUUGGGGAGUAUGAACAAUACCAAACUUUGGAUUGUGAGAUACCAUAUAUAGACGAAUAGGAACAACGGCAAAUAUCUGACAGAAAAAUGUGCGUCGUGGAAUAUACCUAUGGAUGAUAGCAAAAGCGAAGUCUGGAUUGUGGGAAAUAUAGGCGAACAGAAACAACAGAAAAAGAGGGAACGCAGAAUACAUCGGUGACUCGUGACAAUAGCAAAAUCUGGAUCGUGGAAUAAGUAUGGAUUGUGAAAAAUACAAGUAUCAGCUUAUAUAGACAAUAUUCCAAUGCUGGAUCGUGAAAUAUAUCUGCAAAUAUGGACAAUAGUAAAAUCAAAAACAGGAUUUAAUUACAAUAGAUAAUAGAAAUGUUUGCUAAAACACGGAUUGCGUAAUAUAUCUGUUGAUGGUGGAAUAUACAUGUGUAAAGUAGUUAUAUUUAAGCAGGCACGUAGCAUCGUUUUUCAAACUGGGUAGGGGCAGUCGGAGAAGAGGCUAAGUUCACAAUAACCUAAAAAUUGUUGACAAGCGAUAAACACGCAUGCACACGAAAAGAAAGCGGAAAAACCUAACGCGGUAGUUUUGUCCAGAUUUCAAAAUCCUAAAGGGGAUAUACGGUGGUACUUCAUCGCUUCCAUUCUUACAUUUCCACUAACAUUCGCUACUGUUAUCAUUUUUCAUUGAGGGGGGGGGGGGGGGGGCAAUCAGCCAAAAUAUCUUACUGUGACACUUCUGUGAUAUCUUUGCAUUUAAAAACGCUGUCAAGAAAGUGUAUGGGGGAGCUCUCUCCACCCAUCCCUGUUGCUACGUGCCUGUUAAGAACUGACGAUAUGUCAAAUAUGGAUUACUACUAGCAAUGGUAGAAAGUCCCGUAUCCCAGUCCCAUCUCUACAUCGUUAACAAUGUUUGCAAUUCUGACAAAGCAUUAAUGAGGCUAAUUAUUUGU